AUGAGCCAGACCUGCAUCAUCGCGCAGGCCGACUUGACGGUCGAGAAGCCUAACUUCCACAACAUAUUCUGCGACACAUUGCAGACUUGGGCGCGCCUCCCAUUCCCGACGAGCCCGCGCAAGCUUGUUGGCAUGAGUCCCGAAGACAUGGAGUAUUACAAAGACUGCUCGACUGCUGGCGCGAUCAAGCAGCAGCUCGGCAACUACUUGGACGAGUACCGCGACUUCGGGAAGAUCAAGCUUUACAGAGCCAAGGGAGCAAAUGAUCCUACAACAGGCGCGCCUGUGCGGGUGCCACAGCCAAGGGGCGACGAGAUCAAGAAUCACGAGUUCGUGCCGAAGAGCGCGUGGCUCUUCGGUGAGACUACGGAGGGCCCCGCCACCCCAGAGACGAUGACCGGCGGCGAUAUCAAGUGGCCCGACAGCGACGAGCCGACAUCAGGCCACAAGACGAGCGAGGACGGCAGCGCAAACACAGUGUGCUGCUUCUUCCAGGAGAUGGACGAUUGGCUGGCCAUCAAGCUGCCGCCGAAGACGGUCGACAUUUCGAGCCCUGGCGGACGCGGCGCGACCAGCCCGCCGCACAACGUGGUGGUGCUCAAGAAGUGCAUCGCAUCGAGUAUGAAGUGGAAGCACCAGGGCAAAGUGGAGAUAUCGAACAUCCGCAUCUACCGCGCAGACGAACACGGCCAAGCAGCGGGGCCUGCGAUGGAGGGCAACAUCAUGAUCAGCACGACGAACGUCUACGUGGCCGCGCUCUACCCUUCGACAGAGGUGGAGGUCUACAUUCAGAUCGGUACCAAGCAGAUCAUCAGCCUCGACAGUGGCGACGACGGUGAGGGCCCGCAGUAA
Molecule: messenger RNA, 852 nt
Organism: Prorocentrum cordatum
Lineage: Eukaryota; Dinophyceae; Prorocentrales; Prorocentraceae
Source: the annotation of a GenBank genome assembly